GCUCUAACGGGAAUAUCCCGGGUUUUCGAUGUUGCUCUUUCGCAGUGCCAUCUGGCGUAAUUUAAGAAACGAAGCGUUUGUGGAUCGAAAAGUUGGCGUCGAUUUCUCCGCGUUAUUUCUGUGUUAUGAGAGAGUGAGCCAUCUCCACUGAAAAUGCCUCGUGGAGUAGGUGAAGGAUCGACGACCCUGGUCUACCCUAGCGGUUGCCGAGAGGUCAAGGAAGACCUGUCGCCUGACGAACUCAUUCGGCGACUGAAAACUCUGGCACACACCUUCCAGUCCAUGGGCCAGGAUGAGGGCGCAUACCACGAAUUUGUGCCCCUGGCGCUUCAUCUUGCGUCUGAGUACUUUUUGUUGCACCCUAGCAAGGACGUCCAACUGCUCAUUGCGUGCUGCAUUGCUGACGUCUUGCGCGUAUACGCUCCUGAGGCUCCUUACAAGGACCCGGAGCAAGUCAAGGAAAUUUUCAUGUUCUUGAUCAAGCAACUAUCAGGACUUAAAGACCCAAAGGAUCCAGCUUUCAAGAGGUACUUUUACCUGCUGGAAAAUCUUGCUUACGUCAAGUCAUUCAACAUGUGCUUUGAACUUGACGAGUGCCAAGAGAUUUUCUGCAGUCUCUUCCAACUGAUGUUCCGCAUUGUGAAUGAUGAGCAUUCUGGAAAAGUGAAGAGUUUCAUGCUGGACGUGUUGUGUCCUCUGAUCACUGAAUCGGACAGUGUGUCUAACCAACUUCUGGACACUAUUUUGAUCAACAUAGUGGAGCCUAAUAAGUCGACAAGGAAGAAUGCUUAUUUGCUGGCUAAAGAGCUGAUUGUGAAGUGCUCUGACACCCUUGAGUCAUAUAUUCAAUCAUUCUUCAAUCAAGUGCUGAUCUUGGGUCAACCAAACAAGGAGCUAGCAAUUUCUGGCAAAGUCUAUGAUCUAAUUUAUGAACUGAACCACAUUUGUCCCACUGUCCUGCUGGCUGUUUUGCCGCAGCUGGAGUUCAAAUUGAAGUCUCCAGACGAGAAGGAGCGUCUUGGAGCAGUGUCUUUGCUGGCUAGGAUGUUUUCCGAAAAAGAUUCCACUCUGGCCAUUCACCACAGACCUCUAUGGCAGGCGUUUCUUGGAAGGUACAAUGACAUUAGUGUCGCUAUUCGCACAAAAUGCGUCCAGUACUCCAUGCAUUUCCUGCUUAAUCACCCUGAGCUGCGUCAGGACAUAACUCAGACCCUGAAACUUCGGCAGCAUGACGCAGAAGAGCAUGUGCGAUAUGAGGUGGUCAUGGCCAUCGUUGCUACAGCUAAAAGGGACUUCAGCGUUGUGUCAGAGAGUGAAGAUCUUCUUGACUUUGUGCGAGAGCGCACACUUGACAAAAAGUUUAAAAUCCGACGAGAAGCAAUGAGUGGCUUGGCUAUGAUCUACAAAGCCCAUCUCAUGGAGCAGGAUGUACCUGAAGCAACCAAAAAAGCUGUCACCUGGAUUAAGGACAAAAUUCUUCAUUGUUACUACAUGCCUGGUCUUGACGAUAAGUUGAUGGUUGAGAAACUUCUUAACACAUGCUUGGUCCCAUUUACUCUUCCCACUGAAGAUCGUAUGAAGAAACUAUACUACUUGUUGGGAACAGUUGAUGAAAAUGCCACUAAAGCAUUCAUAGAACUACAGAAACUACAGCUUUCCAUUCGAAAGCUUGUUUCUGAGGUGUUGGAGCUUCAAAACAGAGCACCUGAUGAUGAACGAGAUAAGGAUCUGAAUGCCAAAAUCGUCCAGCUCUCUAAACAUUUACCAGAACCAGUCAAAGCUCACGAGUUUCUUAGGAAGUUCUCUGCUCAUAUGUCCAAAGAUGCCUCUUUGCUGCAGAUGAUGGAAACUGUCAUGAACCCGUCUGUUAGUUGCAAAACUUGCUCUGAAGUUAUGUCUCAAAUUCUGAAAAGACUUGGCCAGCCAGUCAUGACAAAUCUGUAUUACAAUACUGUUAAGAUGUUGUUGGAAAGAACUUCCUCAGUAAUGGUUGAUCACGAAGCCAUCAAGGUCCUCGUUGGCUAUGUGGAACAAUGCAUAAGGCACACCAAUUUGAUUGAAGAGCUCCACUUGAAUCCACAAAAUGCAGGAGAAAGGGGUCUGAACUUGUUGAAGGUCCUCGCUUUUGUUUUUCCUUCUCAUUUCCUUCAUGAGGACGUCAUUGAACACUUGAUUUCCAUCCUGGACCUGGAGGAUGUCGCACCGCUUGUGCUGACAAUUUUGACCCUCAUUGGAAAGUUCAAGCCGAUCGGGGAGGCAUUCCCUGAGCAGAUGCGAGCUUUGGUCCCAAAAUGCCAGCAUCUUUGUGGUGUUGGCGGCCCCAAAGACGCUAAGCACGCCAUCAGAUGCCUCUUUCAUAAUUCUGUUGAGAACCUUGAGACCGUUUUUUCCAAGGUUAUGGAGCAAAUAAGAGACAACUUGGAACCCAACAACCCUCAUUACUUGACCUCGAUUGUGGCUCUGGGUCACCUAGCUUACAAUGUCCCUCAGGCCUUUCCAGUUAUUGUCAAGAAUACCAUCUCCAGGAAAAUUGUGAAGGAACUGUUGAUGAAGGAUAGAUCAGAUGGUAAAUACCAUGACUGCUCUGAUAAUUGGUGUAAAGAGGAAGAUCUCCCCCACGACACAAUUUGCAAGCUCAAAGGCUUGAAAACUAUGGCGUUGUGGCUUUUGGGUCUCAAGGAUGAUACUGUGAAUGCUUACAAAACAUUCAGAAUGAUUGAUGCGUUCAUUGUAAACAAAGGAGACCUGUUGGAGGAAAACAGAUUAAGUUUGGCCGAAAAAGCUUGGUUAAGACUUGGUGCUGGUAGCGCUAUGCUGAAGAUUUGUGAGCAGAAGGGUGUAGGAGACCAAUUCAAUGCAACACAGUUUUUCAACUUGUCACAACUGAUGCAGGAUGAAAUUCCACAAGUGCGAGAGCGGUUUGCUGCUAAAUUGCAUCAAGGUCUGUCUCGCCGCAUUCCCCUUAAGUGCCUGCCCUUGGACUUCAUGGGCUACUACGCCCUUGCUGGUGCAGAGCCAGACGUCAAGAUCAGAAAGACCAUCCAAGAGUACAUGGUUUCCGACAUCCAGAGGAGGAGGGACUAUAUCAAGGCAGUCACGCUUUCUGGCUCCGUCGAGAGAGCUCUCAACCAGCUGCCCCACUUGAUGCCUGACUUCAUGCUGGUGUUUGCUGUUCCUGUAUUGGCCCACGACCCUGCGUUCAGAGCACCUGACAGCAAGGUGCAGUUGCAGAUAGUGCAAAAGUGUCUCUGGUUUAUCCUAGAACCAUUGAUGAUGCGCAAUGAUAACUACUGCUUUGGUUUCUACAAAAGCUUGAUUGAGAGGAUGAAGAAUCAUUUUGACGCUGUUAACCCAACUGAUGACAAUACCAAUCAUAGAUUGUGGGCCGUGUGCGAUAUUGCAAUGGGAUUGGUCAUGUCUAAGACAACCAACUAUGAGAUGAAGAAGUAUCCAACUUUACCAAGAGUUCCACCGAUGUAUUUCAAAAGAGCUGAUGACCCAAAUUACAUAAACCACAAGGUUUAUGUCCCUCUGGAGUUCACUGUACAGCACAUGAAAAAGAAUGUUGUCACAACCACACAGGUGCCCAAGAGCAAGCGGAAAAAUCCAAAUGAUAACCAAGACUCCAACAGCAUUGACGUGCCGAUGCAAACUUCUGACACAAAAAUUCAGCUGCCAGGUUUUGAGGACGAAGAUUCGAUGCAAACGCCAACUUCAACAAAUUCAGAAGAUGAGCCAGCAGCAAAGAAACCAUGCUUAGCUACGAGCGCAACGCCUACAACUAGCGCCAUGAAAGUUGUACCUGUGGCAAGCAGAAAGUAUGGUCAGCAGAAGGGAGACAACAAACGAGGCAAAGCCAGGAAAAGUCAGUCACCUUCACCCUCAAGGGAAGAGGAUGAAGAAGGCAAAACAAGUCAGGAAGUAGAUGAAGAUGAGAUACCAAGCUCUGAUGAAAUUGAACGCAGAGCUACCAAGAGCUACAAUAGGAAGAGAAAAACAGUAGCAGAAGAGGAAUCUGAGAAAGAAGAGGAGGCUGAAGUGGAGAAGGAAGUGAUUAAGUCUGAACCAACUGAUGAACCAGAAGAUGAGCCAAAGGUGGCUCCAAAACCAAGAGGAAGAGGAAGAAAGCAACCACUUACUACAGUGAACAUAGCCAAGUCUCCAACUCCACCUGUGUCUGACACAGAACCUGACUCUGCUGAGCCUAUCAAGAAAAGAGGUCGGCCUCGAAAGGAUUCCACAACACCAACUAGUACACCUUCUGCUGCAAGCACUUCAAAUGACAAGGAUUCAAAAUCCGAAGAUGCAGAGGAACCUCAAGAGAAAAGAAAAAGGGGUAGACCUAAAGUCGCCAAGGAACCUGAACCCGAGAAGGUGCCUGACAAGCCUGCGCCUGCUGCUAAAUUGACACGCAAGAGUGUGUCAAACGGUGUAGCAGCCAAAGAGGAUGAGAAAAAGGAUGAUAAGAAGACAAGUGCUCGCAAGAAGGAGGAAGCGCCAAGUGCCGCGCCAGUUCGGCACUCAACCAGGCAGACCAGGCAGGCUUCGAGCUAACCUACUCUCUGCUUAUCUGUGCUACAAAUUGCAUCCAGAGACUUGUACAAGCUGACUCUUUUCUAAGCAUUACAUUGGACAUAGUUCUAUAGAAAAAUCGUUUGUAACACAAGUUUUAGGAGUUCGUAUUUUUUCAGCCAGCGUUUUCCAUGUUUUGCUUUACUAUGAUUUAUUCGAUUACUUGAGCCCAAAGUGUAAAAACAUCAAUUGUAACAAUUAUUAUUAUAUUAUUGUCUAGUUGUACUCAAGUAGUUUUUCCAUAUUUCUCUGCAAUCUGAAGAGGAAACGAGAUAUAUUUUUUAAAAAGAUACACUUCACAAUGUUCUAUAGGAAUAAUAGUAGCUAAUAUUAUUAUCCAUGUGACUCACUCGUUUCCCCCGAAUCUUGGUAAUUUGCUGCAUUUUUCCUUUUGUGUCAGUUAUUAUUUGUGGAAAUAAAGGACAACAAUCUUAAUUUA
Molecule: messenger RNA, 5011 nt
Organism: Cloeon dipterum
Lineage: Eukaryota; Metazoa; Arthropoda; Insecta; Ephemeroptera; Baetidae
Gene: pds5
Product: cohesin associated factor B pds5
Exons: 24
Coding region: 154-4554 (1466 amino acids)
Biological process (GO): DNA repair; mitotic sister chromatid cohesion
Cellular component (GO): nucleus; chromatin
Molecular function (GO): DNA binding
Source: RefSeq, a predicted model, not a curated record